AUGGAAACGGGGCCGGGACGGCCCUCGGAGCCCAAAGAUGAGCGCCUGGGGUACCAAAGCCUCCAGCCCGGUUCGCCACCGGGAUCCAGGGAGCCCAACCCGUCGCCUCUGCUCGCGGACGGGCACUACCCACCGGCUCCCGCCAAGCCGGAGCCCCCCCCAGCCUGUCUCUGCCCCACCCCCGGCUGCGAUGGGUGCCCGGGGGUGGGCUGCAGGGUGCCCAACCCCUUCGAGCCUGCCCUGGGCAUGCCCGGGGGGCGUUUCCCGUGCUCCCCCAGCAACCACACCAAGCUGAAGAAGACUUGGCUGACGCGGCACUCGGAGCAGUCGCUGCCUCGCCUCAAGGCUGCCCGGCGGGACGGGGGUCCCGAGCCCCCCGGGGAGGGCAAACGCUCGACCAAACGCCCCCAUGGCGCCGCCGAGGGACCCCGAGCUGCCAGCGAGGGCGCCGGGGCGGCCAAGAGGGGCACGAAGGCCACUGUGUGCCCUGGGGAGGGCACAGAGAGCCGAGGGGACCCCGAGGAGAGGAGGAUGGAGCUGGGAGAGGGAGAGCCACCGAGCCGGCGGGAGCCGUGGUGCCUGCAGAGCCUGCCCUGCACUGCGCUGCCCCCGGGCAUCCCCCGCUGCUGUGCCUGUGCCCCCCGGGCCACGGGGGACCCCCAGGGUGAGGAGGAGGAGGAGCCCCCUGAGAGCACCUGCAGGCUGCUGCACUUCCGCAGGUUCGCCCUGGGGGACAACGGGGAGCUGAGCGUCGACGGCCUCUGCACCCUGGGGGAGGCCGAGGGGGAGCUGCCAGAGGAACCCGGCCCCGAGCCGGGGGGCAGGAGUGUGGGGAGCAGCCUCUGCCUGGCCAAGUACCUCCUGGGGGUCCUGGGGGACCCCUUCUGCGACGCCGUCCGCAGGGACAGGGACACGUGGCCGGGAGCCCCCGGCGAGCCCGAGGGGGUGACGGCCUGGAGGCGGGGGGAAGGAGCCUCCCAGCUCUGCGACGCCUGCCAGCGCGGCUUCUUCAACUCCCACUGGAGCUGCGCCAGAUGUGGCUUCCAGCUGUGCCCCGCCUGCCACCGCGGCAGGAGGGAGGCCGACGGCCCCGAGGGUCCAGCACAGCAGCCCGAGUGCACCCCCGGGCCAGAGCACCCCGUCACGGCCCUGGUCCCCACGCAGUUCGUCCCCACCUGUGUCCUGACCAGGCUCUGGAAGCUUCUGCACGAGGUCAGGGCCAAGUUUGGCAUCGAGUCCCACUGUUCCUGCGGGGAAGGGGCUGCGGAGCAGAGCCCGGCCGAGCCCCCGGGCAGGCAGGAGCCGCCGGGGGCCGCGGUGCCCACCCUGCCACCCCCCAGCCACGGCCAAGCCGACACCUCCCGGCCCAUCAAGGAAGAGAGCCCCGAGGGGGGGCCGCCGUCGCCGGGGCAGCCCCCGGCGCGGGGGGCCGUGCAGACCACCACCCUGUGCGACCUGCUGGCCUCCACCGCCGUGAAGCUGUGCCUGGGGCAGGACGGGGUGCGCAUGGCCUUCGCCCCCGUGGUGCCCACCCUGCCCACCGACAACCGCCUGACCAGCAUCCUGGACAGCAUCAUCGCCCGCGUGGUGGAGAGGAAGAUCCAGGAGAGGCAGGCGGGGGGCGAGCUGAGCCCGCCCAGCCCCCCCGAGCCCCCCGCGUCCCACUGCGUCCUGGAGCCCAGCGGGCUGCUCUGGCUGCACGACCCCGGCCACGCCAGCAACUACAAACUCUUCCAGGAGCACUGGCGGCAGGCAUCCCCAGAGCAGGAACAGGGCGCUGGGGACUUGCUGAAGCUGGAGAGUGGCUUUGGGGACAAGGAGCUGAGCCGGACCACCAACCUGCGUGCCAGCCUGCCCCUGCCCGAGUACUGCUGGGCCAGCGGCCGCCUCAAUCUGGCCACCCACCUGCGGGGCCAGCGGGGCCGGCGCUGGCUGCGCCCACGUGUCUGUGCAACCUAUGGUGUGCACCUGCGGGACCGGAACGUCGGGACCAAAAACCUGGCGGUGGAAGCUGCCGAUUCCAUCAACAUCCUGGUUCAUGCUGCGGCGGCACCACGGGAGGUGCUCCUGCCCGGCGACACGGAUGACAUGGAUGCGGCGCUGAGGGAGCGGCUCAAGGACACCGGCGGCCGGCCCGGGGCACUGUGGCACAUCUUCCGUGCCGAGGACGCCGCCCGGAUCCGGGAUUUCCUGAGCAAGGCAUCCGAGGAGCCGGGGCAGGAGGGGGUGGCCACGGGGGAGCCCCCCGGGCGCUCCCUGGACCCCCCCGGGCGUUACCUGGACGCGGCGCUGCGGAGGCGGCUGCGGGAGGAGUGCGGGGUGAGCGGCUGGACCCUCCUCCAGUGCCUGGGGGACGCCGUGCUGGUCCCCGCGGGGGCUCCCCACCAGGUGCAGAGCCUGACGGGCACCAUCAGCGUGGAGCAGCGGUUCCUGUCCCCGGAGAGCUCCGCCCGCCUCCGGCUCCUCAGCCCUGAUCCCGCUGGGACCACACGCCAGCUCCACGCCCAGCUGGACGGGAUGAUCUUUGCCGCCGUGCGGGAGGCGCUGGGGGUCCUGCGGGGCUGCAAGUGAGCCCGUGGAAUGCUGGAAGGACGCUCUGACAAGUCUGGGAUGGGGGCUGGAUGUGGGCCCGGACCCCCAGGGAGC
Messenger RNA from Lepidothrix coronata (blue-crowned manakin), 2646 nucleotides. It is a transcript of the gene HR, whose product is annotated as hair growth associated. Bases 1 to 2571 code for a protein of 856 amino acids. Gene Ontology annotation, cellular component: chromatin; histone deacetylase complex. The record is from RefSeq and is a predicted model, not a curated record. The transcript has 16 exons. Gene Ontology annotation, molecular function: transcription coregulator activity; histone H3K9 demethylase activity; chromatin DNA binding. Lineage: Eukaryota; Metazoa; Chordata; Aves; Passeriformes; Pipridae. Gene Ontology annotation, biological process: regulation of transcription by RNA polymerase II.